GAUGGGAACGUUCCAACAAAUUUUGUCUCAAAAAUCGUAUAAUCUGAUUUUUCCAGGUGUAACUUGACUCUUUAUUGAAUAAGUAAGACUGAAUCGCCAUGCGAAAUGAGCAUUUCGGGACAGCUUUUUAGCAUAGAGAUUUUUAACCACAACUACUUUAUUUGUUUAAAUCCAUCACGCUAAUAUGACAAGUGACUUGACUGCUAGAUUUUAUUUUCUGAUACAUUAUGAGAUUGCGAUCGUCCAUUCGCAGAGCGAGUAAGACUUUUAAAUGUGUACAGAAAGGUAACGACGUCAAAUCGAAACCUUAUGUUACCAGUGUUAAUGUUUCUGGAAAGAUCAAACAUAACAUCUGUGAACCUAGCCCAACAAUUCCUAAAACUCCUCCAUUGAUCUGUAAAGAUGUAUCGAGAAGUAGACGGAUUAAUAAAGGAAAGCAAACUCCGAUUAUUCCAGAAGACCCCUAUCUUUUUAUAGACAAUGAUAGUGAUGAUAACAAGGAGAACGUUAUUCCUGACAGUUCAAAAGAUGUAACCAGAAAGCACACUAGAAAAACGCACUCAAAUGUUAAGGUAAAGGUGGCCAACCCCAAACAAUCAAAGUCAAAGCAGUGGCCUGCAUCAACAGCAUUCACAAAACAAUAUAUCCCUUCAGGAAAAUCUAAUGACGCUAGAUACGAAGGCGCUCUACAUGCAAACACACCUGAAUCGAUCGUGACAGCUGUUCCACUUGUAUCAAAUACAGUAAAUCCUAUGUCUGCUCCAAUUUUCCCUGAAUCUAACCAGCUAAUUAGUCCAGGGAGUUUGACAACCUCUUGUUCAGUCACAAAAGAGGCUUCUCCUUAUGCUGAAAGUAAAACGGUUCCUCUCAAUUUUCAUGAAAAGGUUUGUGAUUCCUGUCAGGCUACUAGUAGCGUCUCAAACACUCCUGAAUGUAGGAAAUGUAUUUCUAUACAUAAUCUAGAAGAAUCUAUCCCAAGAUAUUCCAAAACAACACUGACUUCUUUAAAUCCGCAAAUUGCCUCAACUCCAGCAAUGUCGAAUGCUAACACCGAGUUACAGACUAUGGGAUGUCAUCCACUUAUUCCAACUCCGAUAAAUUAUACCUCAAUUAAAAGAAACGAAAAUAGUCACGAUGAUUCCAGUCAAGUUUUGGAAAGCUAUUUACCAAAUAACUCAUCUUCCUCUUCUAAUCCACACUCCGGUACGACAAAUAACAAAAGCUCCUCUCAAGAUUUGAGCAAAGAAUCUACUUCUAGCAGCAAUCGGAGACGUAAACAAGCGUCUGAGAGUGAAAGACAGAAAGCGUAUGAUUCAUGGCUAGCUGAAUUUAACAAUGAACUACAGAAGUAUGAAUCAUUUGAAUUAAGUGUGGAAAAUCAGGCCCUAUCAACAGAUGAUCAUUAAAUUGUCAAGCUACACAUCCUCCAUAAAUUUCAGUAUCCUUUAUUUUCUAUUUAUUAUUUAUACCAUUUAAGAUCUUAAUAUUUCAUAUUUAUUUAAUUUAAACCCGUACAUAUUUACAUAAUACAAAUAUAUCUAUA
Molecule: messenger RNA, 1543 nt
Organism: Schistosoma curassoni
Lineage: Eukaryota; Metazoa; Platyhelminthes; Trematoda; Strigeidida; Schistosomatidae
Source: the annotation of a GenBank genome assembly